AUGCGCUUCCGUGAAUUGAAAUCUUCAAGGCUGUGCCUGGAGAAUAUGAAAUGUACUGAAGACAUGCUGUAUUACACAGGCAUCCCCUCUCAAACGGUUUUCAAGCACAUUCUGGGCUUAGUGUUGAAACAAAGUCCACGGCUUUUAAGAAGUGAGGAGAGAGGGGCACACAGUGUCGAGGACCAGAUGUUCAUGGUUCUGGUGCGCUUGCGCACAGGAAUGCAGAUGAAGGAGAUGUCACGGAACUUUUCGAUUUCCAUGGCCACCUUUAGCCGUAUCUUCUCGAAGUGGGUCCUGGCACUGAGAAAGGCACUUGUUGCAGUGACUAGGUUCCCAAGCCUUGCUGAAGUCCAACAACAUCUCCCGCCUCAUUUCAGGAAGUAUCCAAACACUCGUAUUAUCAUUGAUGGUACAGAAGUUCGUAUCCAGAAGCCUUCCGGCCUUAAUGCCCAAAAACAGACAUUUUCGAACUACAAGUACACAAAUACAAUGAAGUGUCUUGUAGGAGCAACCCCAGAUUGUUACGUAAGCUUUGUCUCCGCACUAUACGGCGGAGGUACGAGUGACAGGGCCAUUGUGCAGCAGUCAGCAUUACUUGAUCUCCUGGAGCCUGGCGAUGCAGUUAUGGCCCAUAAGGGGUUUAAAGUUGAUGACCUGCUUCCCCCAGGUGUUACCCUCCAUAUGCCCCCAUUUCGCAUUGCUGGUGAGGCUCAAAUGAGUGCUAAAGAUGUCGAAGCAACCAAACAUGUUGCGAGUGCGAGAGUGCACAUUGAGAGAGUGAUUAGAAGAAUUAAAGAGUUCCACAUCCUAGACAGACCUUUCCCCAUUAACAUGCUUGACCUGGCAGAUGCAGUGUUUACAACAUGUGCUCUUCUGUCGAACUUCAGGCUACCACUUAUAAGUAACAGACAGGACACAGAGCAGGCAGAUUCAGACUAG
Molecule: messenger RNA, 939 nt
Organism: Ornithodoros turicata
Lineage: Eukaryota; Metazoa; Arthropoda; Arachnida; Ixodida; Argasidae
Exons: 1
Coding region: 1-939 (312 amino acids)
Source: RefSeq, a predicted model, not a curated record